UGUGUGUGUGUGAGCCGCUGAUAACGCAGCUGAUCGGGCAAUCGGGUGUUGGUUUUAACUUUUCGAUCAGAGGAAACCGGGAGCAGAGCAUGGCCAGCAAUUCCAACCGAUCCCAGCAGUCGGACAACCAGGUCACCAGGAUCACCAGCGACAUGGUCAACCAGCUGCAGCCGUCUUCGAAGGAGGUGGAAUCGAAGGUUGAGACGAUCCCCAGUGUUUCCGAAUGGCUUGCCCCCCAGUUGAUGAUCGUUUUCGAGGACGGUGAUCUGCACUCUGCUCGCCAGCAGUUGCUCGAAUCCCUGCAGAAUCCCUUCGCCGAGGGAUCCGUGGCCGUUUUAGUGAUCCAGGAGAGCAUUGCCGAUCAGUUUGUGGGUCUGGUGGCCCAGGAUCUUCGUUCGUUGCCGAAACAAGUAGCAAAGAAUCCUAGUUUUAUCAGCACGCUGGCCAAGAUCGAUCAGCUCAAGGCGAAGGUGGUAAAGGGCGUAGGCCUGAAGGCCGACGAAUCUCCACUGUUGGUCUACGACUGUGUGCACAGUUUUCUGGGAACCGGAGCCACUGGAGUUGUAACGCUUCAUACCUUCCGUACCGCCAAGGAGGCCGGCCAGUUGGCUAAAAGGGACCUCCUGCCCUAUGGCCAAGUAAGCGUGUGGAAUGAGAAACUAGCCUGUGCCUACGAACUGAUACCACUCCUGCCAUCCGCCAUUGUCGCCCUCAACUGCUUCAAUCCGGACUUGAGUCCCAUUCAAAAGGCCUUCGAGGGCGAUCGCAACGAUGUCGCCCUGGUCAAGAACUAUCACUACGAAUCCCUGGUGGUAGGAGCAAAACGGAGGAUCAUCGUAUUUCCCGUGGGCACCAUCUUCGCCAACUAAUAGUGGAGGUUGAGGAAUCCAAUGAUCAAGAGGAAACUUACCAGGUGCUCUUUCAGCAAUACUUUAAAAUACCUCUCUUAAGCAUUUUACGUGUAUUUAAAGGCUUCUAACACAGUUCAUUUGGAAUUAGUUGCAUGGAAUCUCUACAUUUCGAAUUAUAGCGAACACAUUUUUACAGAUCCAUAUGACUAUGAAAGAGAAGAAUUAUAAUUUGUUUUUGAUGUAUUGCGAUUUAAACUUAAAGUUUAAAGGUGGCCAUGAUAUUCCAAUUGAACUGUGCAGAGGUCUUAAGCCAGAACUAUUUUUUAUACUUUGCCAAUAAUUGUCCACUGAAAAACCCUUAAAA
This is a messenger RNA of Drosophila rhopaloa, 1215 nucleotides long. RefSeq lists its product as uncharacterized. Gene Ontology annotation, molecular function: oxidoreductase activity. The transcript is spliced from 2 exons. Bases 90 to 869 code for a protein of 259 amino acids. NCBI's taxonomy places the organism in Eukaryota, Metazoa, Arthropoda, Insecta, Diptera, Drosophilidae. The record is from RefSeq and is a predicted model, not a curated record.